AUGGUGCAGCAGGAGUGGCCGACCAGCUUCACGCCACUCGCGAGCACCGGCCGCGACCCGUUCAAGGGCCGCGCCUUCAACACGCAUUCCGACGCCCUCUUCCUAGCGACGUUUGUCUUCCGUGUCCUCUCGCGGGGUCGCACCGGCGGCCUAGGCAGCACGGUGCAAGGGCUCGUCGAGUCGCUGGGUGGGGUGCACACCUUGGGCCUUCCCAAGGGUCAAGGCUUGGUUGGCCCCACAAAGGGGCAGACGUUGACGCCGCCCCCUCCCGCCGGCGCGGGCCUCACGCCUAUUCGCGUGGCGGGUGUGGCGGUACUCGCCAUCGGGGUGAUACUCAGGGCCCGUGCCCUCAAGACGAGGUAG
Molecule: messenger RNA, 363 nt
Organism: Emiliania huxleyi CCMP1516
Lineage: Eukaryota; Haptophyta; Isochrysidales; Noelaerhabdaceae
Exons: 1
Coding region: 1-363 (120 amino acids)
Source: RefSeq, a predicted model, not a curated record